CCAGGCCCCUGGUCCCAGGGAAACUUCCCUUUCCAGCCUUGUCCCUAGAGGAAGAAGAGGAAGAGGAAGAAGAUGAAGAUGCGGCAGAGCCGGAGUGGCUGCGCAGCGAGGAGCAUCCGAGCCAGUUUUUCGCUGAGGCCCAGCGGCUGCGGGAGCAGAGAUUGUUGCUGGACGAAGAGUGCACCGAGCCGCUCUGGCUUGUGGCAGUGAGUUCUUUGGGGCCAUGCUCCUGAGCGGAAUGAGGGAAUCCCAGGGCACAGAGGUAUCUCUGAGGACCAUCUCCACCCAGGACCUGCGACUUCUCGUCUCUUUUGCUUACUCUGGAGUUGUGCGGGCAAGGUGGCCAGGACUACUGAGAGCUGCCCAGGCUGCUUUGCAGUACCAGAGCUCUUCCUGUCUGGAUUUGUGUCAGAAAGGCUUGGCACGGGGCCUCAGCCCUGCCCGUUGCCUGGCCCUGUUCCCCAUGGCUGAAGCCCCUGGGUUGGAGAGGCUCUGGAGCAAAGCCCGUCACUACCUCCUCACCCACCUGCCUGCUGUAGCCUUGUGUCCUGUUUUCCCUUCUUUACCAGCUGCCUGCUUGGCUGAGCUCCUGGAUAGUGAUGAGCUCCAUGUGCAGGAGGAGUUUGAGGCCUUUGUGGCUGCACGGUGUUGGCUAGCUGCCAACCCUGAGACCCAGGAGUCAGAGGCCAAGGCCCUGCUGCAAUGCGUCCGCUUUGGCCGCAUGUCCACCAGGGAGUUGCGGAGGGUGCGGGCAGCCGGGCUACCUCCACCCCUGACCCGGGAUCUGUUGCACCAGCUGAUGGUAGAGGCUGAUGUUCCAGGCCAAGAGAGACGGAGGGAGCCUGACCGGGCACUGGUAGUGAUUGGCGGGGAUGGGCUCAGACCAGACAUGGCCCUAAGACAACCAUCCCAAGCAGUGUGGUGGGUCCGGGCCUUCCGCUGUGGUGUGGGACUGGUACGAACUGUUGAGUGGGGGCAGUUGCCUGCCCUGCCUGCCCCAGGACGCUUCCGGCAUGGGGCUGCGAGCCUGGCAGGAAGUGAACUCUAUGUGUGUGGGGGACAAGAUUUCUACAGUCACUCCAACACCCUGGCUUCAACUCUCAGGUGGGAGCCCAGUCAAGAGGGCUGGGAGGAGAUGGCUCCUUUGUCCCAGGCUCGAAGCCUUUUCCCGUUGGUGGCACUGGAUGGACAACUUUAUGCCCUGGGUGGAAGACACAAUGGUGUUGCCCUGGACUCUGUGGAGGCCUACAACCCUGAGCUCGACGUCUGGAGGCCAGCACCUGCACUUCCAGCACCGUGUUUUGCCCACGCAGCUGCGAUUUUGGAGGGCCAAUUGUAUGUGAGCGGUGGCUGUGGUGGGACUGGCCAAUACCUGGCCUCAUUCCUGCACUAUGACCCCAAACUUGAGAAGCCAGGGACAUUUCUGAGCCCUAUGGGGGUACCUCGGGCUGGCCAUGUCAUGGCUGCAUUGGGUGGGCGGGUGUAUGUGGCAGGUGGGCUGGGUGAGACUGGGGACCUGCUAAGCUUUGAGGCCUAUGAACUAAGGACUGAUAGCUGGACUCACCUGGCACCCCUACCCUCCCCCCAUGUGGGAGCUGCAGGUGCUGUGCUGCAGGGGGAGCUACUGGUGCUGGGGGGCUACAGUCACCGUACUUACGCACUCUCCCACCUUAUCCAUGCCUACUGUCCUGGCCUGGGCCGAUGGCUUUGCCUGGGAACUCUGCCAAGGCCUCGGGCUGAGAUGCCUGCCUGCAUCCUGACACUGCCCACUGUGCAGCACAUAGCUGUGGUUCCCACCCCACACCAAACCAAACCUGCUGGGUGAAGAGGGAGCAACAGUGUAUGGGGAGAGGAAGGCAUAAG
This is a messenger RNA of Mandrillus leucophaeus (drill), 1863 nucleotides long. It is a transcript of the gene KLHL33, whose product is annotated as kelch-like family member 33. The record is from RefSeq and is a predicted model, not a curated record. Gene Ontology annotation, molecular function: protein binding. The transcript is spliced from 4 exons. Bases 224 to 1825 code for a protein of 533 amino acids. Lineage: Eukaryota; Metazoa; Chordata; Mammalia; Primates; Cercopithecidae.